This is a messenger RNA of Solanum pennellii, 1112 nucleotides long. RefSeq names its product TATA-box-binding protein-like. Gene Ontology annotation, molecular function: DNA binding; RNA polymerase II general transcription initiation factor activity. Lineage: Eukaryota; Viridiplantae; Streptophyta; Magnoliopsida; Solanales; Solanaceae. The record is from RefSeq and is a predicted model, not a curated record. Gene Ontology annotation, biological process: DNA-templated transcription initiation. Bases 279 to 857 code for a protein of 192 amino acids. The transcript has a single exon.
ACCAAAACCAAACCAAAUAGCAUAGGUUUUCAAAAGUUAAAAAUCAAAACUAACCUAACUAAACUAAACCAAACAUCGGUGUUUUUUAAUCGGUUUGGUUCGGUUGAACAGCCCUAGUUCUACUUAAGGGAUUUAAAAGAAGAAUUCUCCCACAUCGGAAAAUUAAUAAUAACUUGCGAGAUUCACCCUCUAUAAAAAGACCCCUCUUGUUUAAAUUUUGAAUUUUUUUUACCGCUUUACUCUGUUUUUCUUUCUUCUGCAAUUGAAGAAGAACAACAAUGGCGGAUCAUUCUUCUGCAAUAAUCCCUACUCUCCAGAACGUCGUCGGAACGUUGUCUCUAAACUGCGGUAAGUUAGACCUCAAAGCAAUUGCACUUAAAGCUCGAAACGCAGAGUACAAUCCGAGACGUUUACCUGCAGUGAUCAUGAGAAUUAGAGAACCAAAAACCACAGCAUUGAUCUUUGCCACUGGGAAAAUUGUUUGUACAGGAGCCAAAAGUGAAAACAAUUCGAAGUUAGCAGCGCGAAAAUACGCUAGAAUUGUACAAAAGCUAGGUUAUCCUGGAGUUAAGUUUAAGGAUUUCAAAAUCCAGAAUAUUGUUGCUUCUUGUGAUGUUAGAUUUCCUAUUCGACUUGAAGGACUUGCCAUUGCUCACAGUAGUUUCUCAAGUUAUGAACCAGAAAUAUUUCCUGGUUUGGUGUAUCGUAUGAAGAAACCGAAAAUCGUGCUGCUGGUUUUUGCUUCUGGGAAAAUUGUUAUCACUGGAGCCAAGGUUAGAGAUGACAUAUAUGCUGCAUUUGACAACAUAUACCCUGUUCUUACUCAGUUCACAAAGAAGAGUCUGGCAAUGUGUUGAAUGAAAUUUUUAUUACCACAGUAGUUUUAUAUUAUGGUAUUUGAUAUGCAUUUUAAAUUGACUGCAAAUAACCAGAAAAGAGCUAGUAUUUGUUACAAGUUAAUAAAGUUUAUACUCGAGAACCUAAAACAAUCAGCAAAUUACAUACAUUCAACCAUUGUAUUACAAAAACGUUUCGAAAGUGACCUCCUAAGAAGCAAAUGCCAUAACCACACAGAUUCAGAGAAUGUCUGAAAGAAAAAAGACGAAAUAAAA